Molecule: messenger RNA, 2450 nt
Organism: Gambusia affinis (western mosquitofish)
Lineage: Eukaryota; Metazoa; Chordata; Actinopteri; Cyprinodontiformes; Poeciliidae
Product: enolase 4-like
Exons: 14
Coding region: 831-2279 (482 amino acids)
Biological process (GO): glycolytic process
Cellular component (GO): phosphopyruvate hydratase complex
Molecular function (GO): magnesium ion binding; phosphopyruvate hydratase activity
Source: RefSeq, a predicted model, not a curated record
UUACGGUUAAACCAUCCGAUAAUAAAGCCAAUUAAUCGGAGAUAAAAGCCACCACUAUUUGAGUUAUGCUAAUUAAUUUACAUAGCAUUACAUAGGGAAUGGCUGCCGUUGUAAAGGACGUUGUAACUGGCAGUGUAUUUGACACCAACUACCGCUCCAUUAGAGUGAGAAACGAAGUGAAUUUUUGACCCCCAAAAUGAGGUACGCAUUUUUUUUUUUUUGUAUUUUAAUUUGUGUGUAAUAGUUGUCUAUUCUCUAUGUGAAUGUGUUUCUGUAAAAUGUAUUUUGUGUUUGUACAGUUCUCACGGCAUUGUUAUUGAAUGCCAGUAACAACGAAGAACGCCUUGUGUCCGUUUUCUGCUUGGAGGGAGUUACAAACUUGUUCACAAGAACAUCCUUGUUUAUGUUUGUCACGGCUCAUAAACAGACCUACAGUUUGCUGUGAAUGAUAAUUGACCCCGUUGACUCAAAGAAAAAAAAGAAAAACGGUCGCAGCACUUAACUUCGACUUCCCUUUCCCACGCGCCCGUCGUCACCUGUGCAUUUUGUUUCCAUGCCCUCGCCCGGAGAAGAUGGACUUAAACAAAAUGAGGAUGGCGCCUGCCGAGUAUUUCCGGAGGAACGGAGUUCCGGCUACAUUAGAGAGGUUUCUGAAUGAGUACUUCGUCUGACAGGCCCCAGACCUUCGUGGCUACCUGGCUGAUUGCUUGUUCAAACUGUCUACACCGCCGAGGAUCAGUGAUCUGAGAGGAAGAGGCAUUUUUUCAGAAAAUGGACAGCUUAUCGUUGAGGCAGAGGUUUUCUGCAUCGUCUGUAACAAAGAAAAGAGCAUGUCAUCAGCAGCUGUCGUAAGUCACUUUGUACCAGUGGGAGCUGAAGGGAGUCAGAGGAGCUCUGAUUAUGUGGAGACUGCUCUUCAGUGGAUACAUGAACCGUUCAGGACACUUUUACUGAACCAGGACCCAUGUGAUCAAUCUGAAAUUGAUCAAAUGCUGAGCGAUUUCUUUGCGUCCUACCGUGAGGAGGAGAAAGCAAGGCGGGACAGGCUGAAGGCUGAAGCCAGCGAGCUCGAAGCAGUGGCUUGCAAAACACCAGUAACGCCGACAAAGGAAAAGAAGAGCUCCGGGAAAGGCAAAAAGAGCACUGUUGACGAGAAGCUAUUUCCUCCACCAGAGCCGCCAGAGCCAGUUCUGCUGGAAGGCAUGGCUGUCGGCUCAGUGUCCCUGGCUGUAGCUCAGUGUGGGGCAGAAAUAAAGGAAAUGCCUCUUUACAAAUAUAUAUCAGCUCUGAAGAAUCAAGAGGUACCGGCACAUUUUCAUGUUCCUGUUCCCUGGAUAACUCUGCUCAGCUGUGGGAAGAAAUCCCCUGGAAAACUGUGUUUACUGGAAGAAAUUAUUCUCAUCUCCAAAGUGGGACGUCCAGUCAGACAGAGUGUCACGUUGGCCUUGGAGUUACAGAAGGAGAUGAUGAGACUGAUGAGCACGUCAGGAAAAGGCGGGAUCACCCUGUCUUCGGUGUCACACAACGGAGUGCUCAUAGCGAGUUGCGAUCGGCUGGAACAGCCUCUAGAUCUCAUCACUGACGCCUGCAGGAACCUUACAGUGCCUCUGGGAGUUGAUGUCGGUUUGGCUCUGAACUGUGCUGCCCCGAAACUUGUGGACUAUUCUAAAGGAAAGUAUGAAGUAGCAACAGGAGGUCUGAAGUCUCCAGAUGAAUUGAUUGAGGUGUAUCACGACCUCACCAGCAAAUACCCGGCAGUGGUGGCCGUGAUCGAUCCCUUCAGGAGAGAAGAGGCAGAGCAAUGGGAGAAACUCAGCAGUAGGAUUGGGAUUUCAUGUUCACUGCUGUCUGACAUCACACACAAACCAGAGGCUCCAGUCCUGCCAGGAGUCCAUGGUUAUGUCUUCAGACAUGCCAACGAGACAACGGUCAGCGACCUCAUCCAUGCUAUAGUCUCCUACCAAGGUUCGGUGGUGAUGGAUACGAUGUUCAGUGAAUGCUGCAGUGGUGGAUCCUUUGCAGACUUAGCUGUGGGACUGGGGCUGGACCAUGUCAAACUGGGAGGUCUGAGUGGCGCUCAGACGAUGGCUAAAUACAACCGCCUAAUAGCAAUAGAAGAAGAACUGGCCCAACAAGGACUUCUGGUCUGUAAGGAACCGGAACCGCCGCUCUUAAGCGAAAACCCAAACGAGGAGCCAGCUGCAGCAGAAGAAACCCAUAUGACUCAGGCAACAGUCCUGCUGACCAUUGAGUACACCACACUCAGUGGUCAGCAUUAAUCUGAAUGUUUUUAGCCUUCUUCUCUUUUUUUUCUUAAAUAAUCAUAUUAAAAUAUGUUUAUAUAAACAUAUAUUAAACAGCACAUCAAAACAUGUUAUGUUUGAUGUGAUAAAACAUGUUAUGUUUGAUAGAUAAAAACGUAUUUAUUUGAAAAUAAAGUUUUAAAAGCU